Molecule: messenger RNA, 597 nt
Organism: Debaryomyces fabryi
Lineage: Eukaryota; Fungi; Ascomycota; Pichiomycetes; Serinales; Debaryomycetaceae
Exons: 1
Coding region: 1-597 (198 amino acids)
Source: RefSeq, a predicted model, not a curated record
AUGUCAAACUGGUUUAAAUCAAAUUUGCCGUGGAAAGCUUUUGCAGGUUUUGUAUUAAUUCAAGUCUCCGCAUGCUUGUUGUUUGGAGCCGAUGGCUUUGCAAUGCUUAUUGUAGAGGUUCCUGGAGUUUUCGUUUGUAUGAUGGUGUCGUACAUGCCACUUAAAACUAAAUUCAGAGAAAUAAUUGAAGAAAUCCUUAUACCAGAAUUUAUAGAAAAAAGACCAUUCAAAGAAAUUUCCUUGAAACGAAAAGAAACUUUAGACAAAAUGGUAAUCAAUGUAAAUAAUAAAGUGAAUUAUAUGAUGGGUACCAACUACGGAUACACUAGCGCUGAUGGAAUGGUUCGUGAUUACAAGGAUAUUAUGACUAGAUUUGAGAAAAAAUAUCACAAUACUUACAAAGGAACUCCAGAUGAAGAAAUUCAAGGUUGGGAUAAAAUAUUAUUGAUAGCGAAAAACAUACAAGAUGAAGAUCUAGGUUGCUUUUAUGAGAGGUUAGUGCCUCUGGAAUUUAUAAAGAAAUACAGCAAAAAUACAACCAACGGAUACGAAUUGGACAAUAUUGGUCACUCAAAAGAUGUUUCGGAUACCGUUUAG